UAAAAAUAGCAAAGGGUAUUUCCACAAUUGAAUGGUUUUCCUGUGAAAGCACAAUUGGUUUUGUUUCUUAUGUCUACAAAAUAUUUGGAAAUAGAAAAUGAAAUAAGAAAAAGAAUGGAUAGAGAGGACAAGAGGAGGUACCUAAUUGUUGGUUCUGUGAUACUAGAAAUUGUUUCUCCACUACUGAGAAAGAAGCUAGAAGAUGGCUACACAAGUAAAGGAUUGGGCUGUUUGCAAGAUUUUGUUAACAGUCUUCCUGUCAAACACAUCCUAUUUCAUUUACGUCACAAAAAUAACAAAUGUUGUGUAGACACUGCUAAUUGUGUAAACCAGCAAUCCCUUCCACUUAAAUAUAACCAGUGGAAUCGUAUGUACACUGCAGGAUCAAAGAAACAUAACUGUCAUUGUAAAUAUACACCGAAACCUAUUUCCUUGAAAGAUCUUGACCUCACUCUGUUAAGUUUAAUCUUACUAAACUGCUGUAGCCUAUGAUCAGAUGAAGGAACUUUGAUUUGUGACCUCCGAGAAUUCAAGAACAACUAUCUCAGCCACAACACAGAUGGUGCUAUUUCUGAGACAGAAUACAACACCCUCUGGAGAGACUUGACAGCACAUGUUUUACAGCUGGACCAAAG
Mytilus trossulus (common blue mussel) is the source of this 635-nucleotide messenger RNA. RefSeq lists its product as uncharacterized. Lineage: Eukaryota; Metazoa; Mollusca; Bivalvia; Mytilida; Mytilidae. Bases 70 to 492 code for a protein of 140 amino acids. The transcript is spliced from 2 exons. The record is from RefSeq and is a predicted model, not a curated record.